Amphibalanus amphitrite is the source of this 2517-nucleotide messenger RNA. RefSeq lists its product as uncharacterized. Bases 1407 to 2297 code for a protein of 296 amino acids. Gene Ontology annotation, molecular function: protein binding. The record is from RefSeq and is a predicted model, not a curated record. NCBI's taxonomy places the organism in Eukaryota, Metazoa, Arthropoda, Thecostraca, Balanomorpha, Balanidae. The transcript has 7 exons.
CUAUUGCACGUUGCCUGAUUUAUGACACAACUUACAAAAUUGAAAUUGCAGUCCUAAGUAGUGUCAUUGUCGCAAGUUGACCUUGCCUUGGGGAAGAGGUCACAGGUCAUUCGGGUCAUUGUCUCGAAAUUUACGUGCCAGGACUCCCACGACCACGACCAUGGCUCCAACUGGUGGUGGUGGACGACCCCCUCUUGCUGAAAACACGCCUUCUGUCUCCAGCCUGGCACCGGGCAUUUUGGAGGCAUCCAGAGGAGGGCAUUCGCCAGCGAAAAAUAUCUUCUGGCUAUCUUCACUUUUACACCUGGAGGGGAAGCCAAAGAACCAAAAACAGCGUUUGGCAGCUGCAGCAAGGGCGAGUGCUCUCCGACGAAGUUUCAUCAGAGGCGGGACUUUCCAAAGAAGGCGACAAAGCGGCCUGUAGCGCCGUUGCCUCUGUGCCGGUGCAUGGAGAUGGCCGAGCCUGCCUCUGGGCCGCCGGCAGUGCUGAGACCGCAGAGGGUGCCAACGCCGGCCAACCUAUACCUGGCUGCUCUCCGCUAAUACGAUGUCGCGGAUUUUAUGCCUGGCCUGGCCGACUCGCCCAGCUACGGCGGCACGCUGUCUCUUUGCGGCCCGCUGCGGCGGCUGCUGCGCGCCGCGGACGAUGCGCGCGCGGCUGCGGCGGCUGGCCGCCCGGUGGCUGCCGUUUGAACCUACGUGCGUGCGCCGACUGGACAGGAGCUGGGACCGGCGGCUCACCACUCUGCACAUGGCCGAACUGUGCACUGCCACCGACCGAGGGCUUGGUAACAUAUUGUUUCUGGAAUGUUCACGGGUUCCACCCCUGCUCAAAGACUUAAUAAGUGCGCCGAAACUCGUCAGCAUCUUGGGAACUACACCGGAGUGCACCUGCUGCGGCUGCUGCUCGGACCGCCGUGCACUCUGAACGUCCGUAACCUGGUGUGGCACGGCUUUCUGGUGCUGGGGCUCGCUACGCGCCCUCUGCGGGGACGCCGUGCUCUGUCAGCUCUGUGACCUGCUCGUGUGGCCGGCCGGGCCGCGGCUGCGCGACCGGCUGGCGCACGGCGAGGUGGAGCCGGCGCGACUGCCGGCGCCGCUGGCGCACCAGCUGCUCUGGCUGGUCGGUCAGCUGCUGGUCACCACCGCUGACUGGGCGGAGCGGCAGCCGGCGCCGGCCGGCGGCACAGCGCAGCACUCUGGGGACGGGGCCGAGCAGCACUAGACUAGCAGCGGCUCGUGGUUAACUGGUCCGACCUGGAGCCAGCCGGCCAUCAGAGAGCUGGAGGCAGCUGAUGAUUGUGAAAUGAGUGAGUUGGACAGCUGUGCCACGCUGUCAGACUCCCGUCGACUGCGACGAGUGUGGGACUCGCACGGGCUGUGUCACUGACCAAAAUACUCUUUUUAUGUGUGGUGACCGGUCAGACUAUUUGACACAGACUAGCCAGGGUGUGUCACGAACUUCUGACAGUGAACGCCAGUCAGUGCUUAGAUGUGGGGACGCGUCCAUCGAAUCGAGCGACGCUGAUGCACCGUGUGACAGUGUGCGUUUUCCGGGCGAGUUCGUUGCGCUGUGUGCCGGUCGUGCGCGGGACUGGUACCACCCGUCGUUCCACCAGUUCUCAGUGCUCCAGCGCGCCGUGCGCGAUCUCAGUGCCGCCGCCGAGGAGACUGUGCGCCGCGAGCUGCCGCCCGAGGACCUGCCGGCGCUGACCCGGCUGGAGCCGCUGGCUGACGGCGCGCUGUCGCUGCGUCCGCCGACCCUGCGCCGGCCGCGCCGGGAGGCCGAGCUGCAGCAGCUGGUGGUGGCCCUGGACGGCGCCUGCCCCCUGGUGGCGGGUGGCAGCUGCGGGAGCCACGUGACGCCGUCUGCGCUCUCGGCAGCGCGCCAUCUGGGGCCGCAUGCAGACCGCGUUGCCAGAGCUGCGUCGUCUGACGUCGGGUCUGCUGCGACUGGUGACGCGCCAGAGGACGCGCUGGUCACCGCCGCGAGCCCGGAUCGAGACGGACACGGAGACAGUUCCGAACGGAGCCUCCCUCACCAGGUCUCUGAAUGGAGCUGCGUUCCGGUGGGCGGCUGGCUGCGCUCUCUCGGUCUGGCCCAGUACGCCGACGCGUUCGUCGCCCGCUCUGUGGAUGGCGCCCGGCUUCUGGGGCUCACCGAACAGGCUAUGGAAGACGAGCCCGACGUCGGUCUCGACGUGGCGACCUCGAAGCCAGCGUGUUGGGUCUCGGCUUCCCGCCACUCACCGGCGGACCUUUCCGCUUCGAGGACCGCAUCGGUCCCGCACAGCUAGUCAAGGACAUGGAGCGCUUCGCCGUCGUCAGUGGCGUCGGCUUCGAGCCGUGCCUGACCGUGCACUACCAGGCCGCUAGCGGCACCAAGUUCUGUUCGGCCGGGCCUCGUGUAAUGCCCACAUGUGAUGACCGAGAGUAUACGCAUGUGAAGCCGCUCCGCGCGUGUGCCAGCGCUGGGCGUGUUCAGUUUCACAGUUAAUAUAUAACCCUGGUGAUCAA